AUGAAGGAUAGCUUCACUCCGCUCAAAGAAGAAUGCUCAGAUGGGCCUGCGGCAGGACGAGGCGAUUGGUUCAGAAAUGAAGAUGUGAGGCCGGUUAAGCAAACAGCCCCAGUUCAACUGAAGAUGAGAGAGCAGCGGUUGCGAUGGUUCGCUGAAGUGACGGCAGUAGAUGCCAUAGAUAGAAUGAAAACGCAGGAUUACGCUAGAGAGAAGAAAGAGAAGAAGUUAGGAUGUUCUACGAAAUGUUCUUGA
This is a messenger RNA of Haemonchus placei, 252 nucleotides long. The record is from the annotation of a GenBank genome assembly. NCBI's taxonomy places the organism in Eukaryota, Metazoa, Nematoda, Chromadorea, Rhabditida, Trichostrongylidae.